CUAGCCAGGCAAUCGAUCGCGAACGAGUUACUGCGAGCAACGUGACCAUUAAGCAGAUGGCGCGAAAUUCAAAUUGAAAAAUGAGAAUACGAAAAGAAUUAAAAGACGUAGGGGUGUGAAUUUUUAAAAAAAUAUCACCUUAUAGGGGAUGAUAAAACGAAACUUUUUUCUAUGUACAGUUUGAUCAUAGGACAUUCGGUUUUCAAAAUAAAAAUUCAAAACUUAGAAGACCUUUCUCUCCUGAAUUCUAUUACAUUUGCAAUGGUGAAACUGAAAGUAUCGUUAGUUGACAAUUAUUUAUUUGACGGAUUUGAAAAAAAUACCACCUUAUAGGGGAUGAAAUGACGAAACAUUUUUGUAGUCGCAGUUUGUUCAUAGGACGUUUAGUUUCAGAGAUAAAAAUUCAAAACUUGGAAGACCUUUUUCCUGAGAUCUCGCAGUGAUUCUGUUGCUGUUGUCUUAAAGAAAAAAAAAAGCAACAGUCGAACAAUCGAAUUUGAAAAAAAAAAAUAUCAGCUUGUAGAGAACGACAAAACGAAACUUUUUUAUCUGUACAAUUUAUUCAUGCGACGUUUAGUUUCAGAGAUAAAAAUUGAAACCUUAGAAGAUCCUUUACAUGAAAUUCAAUUUUAACGAACUUCAAACUUUUCAAUUUUUAUUGUUGAAACUAAACGUCCUGUGAAUAAACUAUAAAAAUAAAAAAGUUUCGUCUCAUCAUCCUCUAUAAGCCGAUAUUUUUUAAAAAUUGAUUUAACGAAGAUAAACAGACAUAACCCAGACCUAACCCAGACCUUUUUCCUGAAAUUCAUAUUCUCCAACGAACAUCGAGUUUUUAAUUUUUAUUUUUGAAACUAAGGGUCCUACGAAAAAACUGCAAGUAUAAAAAUAGUUUCGUCUCAUCAUUCCCUAUAAGCCGAUAUUUUUUUAAAACUGACUUAACGAAGAUAAUCAGACAUAACCCAGACCUAACCCAGACCUUUUCUCUGAAAUUCAAUUUUUCCAACGAACUUCAAACUUUUCAAUUUUUAUUUUUGAAAUUAAGGGCCCUACGAAUAAACUGCAAGUAUAAAAAAAGUUUCGUCUCAUCAUUCCCUAUAAGCCGAUAUUUUUUUUAAAGUGAUUUAACGAAGAUAAUCGGACAUAACCCAGACCUAACCCAGACCUUUUCUCUGAAAUUCAGUUUUUCCAACGAACUUCAAACUUUUCAAUUUUUAUUUUUGAAAUUAAGGGCCCUACGAAUAAACAGCAAAUAUGAAAAAAGUUCUCUUUCAUCAACCUCUACAAGCUAAUAUUCUUUAAAAAUUGCUUGAAAGGGUUAAGUUUGGAAUAGCUUUGUACGUCAAGGCGAGAGUCGUCCUUUGGUCGACUAGGCAAGAUGGCGCGAAAUUCAAAUUGAAAAAUGACAAUACGAAAAGAAUGAUCAAAAGGGUAGAGAAUUAUUAAAUAGAAUUUAGAAGUAGCUGGUUAAUUAUGUUUGGAAAAGCUUUGUACGUCAAAACGAGAGUACUACGCGUCCAUUGGUCGACGGUAGUGGUCGUCGAUGGGUCGGCCAAUGGGAAAUGGCGUCGUUCUUGCGGGGAGAAAUAAUGCAGUCGUCAAGUCAAGGGAGCAGUCUGCUCGCGAUAAUUGUGUAGCAAUCUAGCAAUUGACAGUGCAGUGGAAAAUAUCGUGCAUGUAGGUGCGUCUCUCAAUUCGAUCAAAAAUUACAGUUUAAUUUACAAUGUCAUCGCCUACACAAGUGUUAAAAAGUGUCGGGCCAAAGCUAGUCCCGUUCUUUAAAAGCGUGUCCGUGUAUUUUAUAUUACUGGCCGAGCAACCGUCACUACUGACGGCGUGUUUCAAGUGUUUGCCAAUUAUAAGUCUUAUCGUCUUUGUUCUUCUACACGGAAUUAGUUUAUCGCAGGAAUACACCUUCUCCAGGAGAAUAUUGACGGGACUGAUAUUCAGUUGUAUGGGCGACGCUCUGUUAGUAUGGCCGAGCUGUUUCACGCCUGGAAUGUGCAUGUUUGCCGUCGCGCAGAUAAUGUACAUCAGCGCGUUCGGUUUUAUGCCACUUAACAUAAUGUUAGGUACAAUUCUGUACGCUAUGUGCUCGCUAGUCAUAUACACAUUGAUGCCUGGUUUGAAUGGUAUACUGGUUGUCGGAGUUCCAGUUUACACUGUGUUGUUGACCACGAUGGCAUGGAGAGCCAUCUCACGAGUUCAAUUUUACAAGGAAUUGUGGACGUGGACUAAAUUAUGCAGCUGCAUCGGGGGCAUAUGCUUCCUCAUAUCUGAUACCUUGCUGGGGUUCCACUACUUCCACACCCCGUUGCCUUACUCGCAGGUCUCCAUAAUGCUGACGUAUUACGCGGCGCAAUUGGGGAUAGCGCUGAGCGCGGUGGGUUCUAAAAAUAACAAUAACGGUAGCAAUAACAGAAACGACGCGGAUCAAGUAAAGGGCUGAGAGGAAAGUCUUCUGCGUGGCUGUGAAUAUUAGGUUGGCUGAAAAGUUCAUUCGGUUUGUCUCUAUGGUUGCCUUCGCAGUGAUUAUUACUAACUUUGUGCUCACAACUUCUACGAAUGAGACUUUUACUAAAUCAUGAAUUUCUCUUUCGCAUGCCUCAGAAGAUGGAGAAAGAUUGAUAGAAUAAAAUGGACAUGUUAUAGAUUAAAUAUAGGUACUUGUCUAGGUUAAUCGAUGAACUUUUUGGCCAAUCCGAUAGUAUUUGAAUGGUCUGUCUCACACCGCUCAAAACGACUAAUAUAAUAGAUAUCAGUAUUUAAACAACUAUUCUAAUAAUUAAUUUGCAUAGUAUCGAUUGCAUAAAUUUCUCUGAUUCCAACAUUAUGUGAAAUGAUUUUCACAUACGAUCUACAUUCAAUCCUUUUGAGCUGUACAUUACAAAUGGGAGACCAUACAGUUUACCUUACUGUUAAUAUAAUUGUCAUUUUAAGUAGUUAGAGUGCACUCGAUCGGAGUGACGUAUAACAAUGAAGAAACAGAGAUCACGUGGAUCACGAAUCACGAUACUGCCACGCUAGGCAACUUUUUAUCCUCUUGAGUCAUUGAUACGCUAUAAAAGAUAUCGUGACCUCUACAAUUUGUUUUCGCUCAUUUUUUUUUUUUUUAUGUUACUUGUACUCGUCUGUAAUUAAGGUGUUCCGUAAUCAUAGGAAUGUUCGACAUUUUAACUAUCGCACACCUCGUGGUGUUUAUAAAUGCGAUGGCCUCGCUGGCACGUGUCCCCACGUUUAUUUGUAUAAUUCCAGUGCAACUAUGUCAGUAUUUCUCAUGCAUUCAGUAAUUACAAUG
Molecule: messenger RNA, 3295 nt
Organism: Hylaeus volcanicus
Lineage: Eukaryota; Metazoa; Arthropoda; Insecta; Hymenoptera; Colletidae
Product: lysoplasmalogenase-like protein TMEM86A
Exons: 6
Coding region: 1721-2446 (241 amino acids)
Cellular component (GO): membrane
Source: RefSeq, a predicted model, not a curated record